CUCAGCCACAAGCAGCAAAAUGAGGCAGAGAUGGCCAAUAAAACCGUGACCGGUGAAGGACCCUUAAAAUGGGAGCUGUUGCGCCAGCCAAUGUGCCUCUCUGACUUCUUGCGAUCCGCAAGGCCGGGAAAUCUUUGCCUCCACAAUCAGUCAACAGCGCCGACAACUAUUUGGGUUCUACAAAUGUCUCAUUUUGAUGAAUGGAUCGAAAAAUGCUCAGCGGAGGUUAAAAUAAACGAGGCCGCCCGGACAAGAGCAAAGAGGGGGCCACCGCCACCAAUGUCAAGCCCGCGAUCUGGCCGCAUUGCUGGAGGCGCAGCUUCAGAAAGUGGCGGCGAAAGGCGCGUUGACACGGAUAUCAAGAGGUGGUUAAUUCCCACGUCUGAACCUGAGCCUCUAGAAAUGAACGCGGCCAAAGUGGAGGAGUCGGCGGAGCUUCAAAGGGGCAAGAGUGACAAUGGAAAGCCGGAUGAGGCAACAAGAAGCAGCAAGUAUGUAAUCACAAUAGAUGAGAAAGCAGAGGAAAACAAAUAACAAGAAUAAGAGAAAUAGUUCGGAAAUGAUAUAUUGCUGUAAUUCGAUGCGAAACGUGGCAAACAGCGGAUGAUCUGUGAGGACAAAAGACAGCGAGUCAUGGCGUGUUAUCGGUACAACUGACUGCAUAUGCAGCCAUCGCUUCAACAAAUAAUAGCCUAUGAUUGCAGUAAUGCUAUCUUUUAUUAAUAUUUGUUACAAAGCUCGAUACAAGUCUGUAUUUGAGAUGAUUGGCUUACAUGAGAGGCGUGGCAGAACAAAAUGAGGCUAAGGCACGCAGCUGCCUGCUGCAGUAACAAAAUACAAUCAGUCAAG
Messenger RNA from Trichoderma harzianum CBS 226.95, 849 nucleotides. RefSeq lists its product as hypothetical. The record is from RefSeq and is a predicted model, not a curated record. The coding region runs from base 31 to 534 and encodes 167 amino acids. The transcript has a single exon. Lineage: Eukaryota; Fungi; Ascomycota; Sordariomycetes; Hypocreales; Hypocreaceae.